CAAUAGUUCUCUCUGGGUCAAAUUGGACUUCAAAAAAGGCCCAAAGCUGAGUUGUUUUCUCUUGUCUUCUUCUUCUUCAUAUUUCAGUUUCACUUCUUCUUUCUAAAGAUCUCUUCAUUUUCUUGAAAACCCUUUCUUUAUUCCCAAUUUGCAAAAUUCAGAAAUUACCAUAAAUAAAAAUCCAAUCUUUAUCAGAAAAAAAUGAUUCUUUACGAAAUUGAACUUCUGGGCUUCCUCUAAUUUCUGCUGGUUCGGAGAUUGAAGUUCGAUUCUUCGUCCGGAAAAAAAAAUAUAAUAUAAAUUAAAAUGAACGGCGCAGCAUUGAUAGCCAUUGCUGCAACAAUCGGCAACUUCUUGCAGGGUUGGGACAAUGCAACCAUUGCAGGAGCUGUUGUUUACAUUAAAAAAGAGCUCGAGUUAGGAGCCGCGAUAGAAGGGCUGAUAGUGGCAAUGUCACUAAUCGGAGCGACACUAAUCACGACUUGUUCCGGCACAAUCUCCGAUUCGAUUGGCCGACGCCCGAUGCUUAUUGCGUCGUCCAUGUUUUAUUUCCUAAGUGGAUUAAUAAUGUUAUGGUCCCCUAAUGUAUACGUCUUACUCUUAGCAAGGCUUCUAGAUGGAUUCGGUAUCGGUCUUGCUGUCACACUCGUGCCUCUGUACAUAUCUGAGACCGCGCCUUCGGAAAUUCGAGGGCUGUUGAAUACUCUGCCGCAGUUCACCGGUUCGGGUGGAAUGUUUUUGGCGUACUGCAUGGUUUUCUCGAUGUCUUUAGCGGCCUCGCCUAGCUGGCGGUUGAUGCUUGGAGUUCUUUCGAUUCCUUCUCUUUUGUAUUUCGCGUUGACUGUGUUUUAUUUACCUGAAUCUCCGAGGUGGCUUGUGAGUAAAGGGAAGAUGCUUGAGGCGAAACGAGUUUUGCAGAAACUUCGUGGGAGGGAAGAUGUUUCCGGUGAAAUGGCUUUACUGGUGGAGGGUCUAGCAGUAGGAGGAGAAACAUCCUUGGAGGAGUACAUCAUCGGCCCGUCAGACGAACUGGGCGACGAUCAAGAUCCAACGGGCCACGAAGACGACCAGAUAAAGCUAUACGGGCCCGAAGCUGGCCUCUCGUGGGUCGCAAAGCCAGCAUCGACGGGCCAGAGCCGGGUCAGCCUGGUCUCCCGCCAAGGCAGUAUGGUGAACCAGAGCAUACCUUUAAUGGACCCGCUCGUCGCCCUCUUCGGCAGCGUCCACGAGAAGAUGCUUCCGGAAGCUUCCGGAAGCAUGCGGAGCAUGCUCUUCCCCAAUUUCGGCAGCAUGUUCAGCACCGCCGAACCGAACGUAGUCAAGAACGACGAGGAGGAGUGGGACGAGGAGAGCUUGCAUAGAGAGGGAGAGGGGUCUGCUUCGGAUGAUGGGGGCCCCACUGAUGAAGAGGACGGCGAUUUGCGUGCCCCACUGAUGAAUAUGAGGAGGAAUAGUAGUCUCGUGCAAGGGGGUGGGGGUGGGGGUGGCGGAGAUGCGAUGGGGAUCGGUGGUGGGUGGCAGCUGGCGUGGAAGUGGUCGGAGAGAGAUGGGGAGGAUGGUAAGAAGGAAGGUGGGUUUAAGAGGAUUUAUUUGCACCAAGAGGGUCCCGCCGCUUCGAGGCGUGGGUCCCUUGUUUCGAUUGCUGGCGGUGAUGGUGGUGGUGCUGGUGGUGAGGGUGGUGGUGAGUAUUUUCAGGCGGCGGCGCUGGUGAGCCAGCCAGCGCUUUACUCGAAGGAUAUUUUGGAUAGGCGUCCAGUGGGGCCCGCGAUGGUGCACCCUCUGGAAACUUCCGGAAAUGUGUCGGUUUGGGAUGCUCUUCUUGAGCCGGGGGUUAAACGGGCUUUGAUUGUUGGGAUCGGGAUCCAAAUACUGCAGCAGUUUUCUGGUAUAAACGGUGUAUUGUACUACACUCCGCAAAUUCUGCAGCAGGCGGGUGUGGGAGUUCUAUUAGCAAACCUCGGCAUGGGAGCAGAUUCUUCGUCUUUUCUGAUUAGCGGGUUGACUAAUUUUCUUAUGCUGCCGUGUAUUGCUGUUGCUAUGCGCUUCAUGGAUAUUGCCGGUCGAAGGUCCUUAUUGCUGACAACACUACCGGUUCUAAUAAUAUCACUCAUCGCCCUCGUAAUCGGAAACGUAUUCGAUUUCGGAACACUGGCCCACGCAAUAAUCUCAACCACAUGCGUCGUAAUCUACUUCUGCACAUUCGUGAUGGGUUACGGCCCAAUCCCGAACAUCCUCUGCUCGGAAAUAUUCCCGACGAGAGUGCGCGGAAUAUGCAUCGCUAUAUGCGCCCUAGUUUUCUGGAUAUGUGAUGUCAUCGUCACUUACUCGCUACCCGUUAUGCUGAGCUCGAUCGGCUUAGCUGGCGUUUUCGGGAUUUACGCCGUUGUUUGUGUUAUCUCGUGGGUGUUCAUUUUCUUGAGGGUCCCGGAAACUAAGGGUAUGCCGUUGGAAGUUAUUACCGAGUUUUUCGCCGUUGGAGCCAAACAGAGCGCUGCUGCUAAAGGCGAGUGAUUCGAUCGAGUGUUCGAUAUUUGAUGUGUGGUGGUGCUGCUGCUGAAGAUCAAUGUUGUUGUUAUUUUGGCAGUCUUUUAUUUUAUUUUAUUUUUUAAUCUUUUUUUUUUAAUGUAAUUUUAUUCAGAAUUCAGUAAUCAGACUUGCCUUAUUUUAUUUACAUCUUGUUGUAUGUAAUAUGGAAAAAGGGUUGAAUUGUUUUGGGGAAAUUAAAUUGAAGUCCAUCUCCUAACUCAAGUGGUUGCUUCAGGUUUAA
Erythranthe guttata (spotted monkey flower) is the source of this 2767-nucleotide messenger RNA. Its product is annotated as monosaccharide-sensing protein 2. The record is from RefSeq and is a predicted model, not a curated record. Lineage: Eukaryota; Viridiplantae; Streptophyta; Magnoliopsida; Lamiales; Phrymaceae. Gene Ontology annotation, cellular component: membrane. Gene Ontology annotation, molecular function: transmembrane transporter activity. Gene Ontology annotation, biological process: transmembrane transport.